Molecule: messenger RNA, 2923 nt
Organism: Xyrauchen texanus (razorback sucker)
Lineage: Eukaryota; Metazoa; Chordata; Actinopteri; Cypriniformes; Catostomidae
Product: protein ABHD18-like
Exons: 13
Coding region: 121-1518 (465 amino acids)
Source: RefSeq, a predicted model, not a curated record
GUGAACUUACUGACGCUGGACCUACCGACGGAAUUCGCCCUCUGUCAUGUGUGUCGAUCUCAAAUUUUCAAAGACACCCAAAUCUACGUACUUUUAGUUUGAGAAGAAUGUUUAUUUUCAAUGGGUGUGAGUCGGCUUGAUGUUCUUUAUAGAAGGCUUCUCCUCACCAAACUCUUCAUCCAAGGGUGGGGGAAGCCAGAGGACCUGAAAAGAAUAUUCGAGUUUAGGAAAAUCAUAGGCAACAGGGAGAGGUGCAAGAAUCUGGUACCAAGGGACUAUCCUAUAUUUAUUGAUAAAGUAGAGGAUCACUCCGAUUGCAAAAUUCACAACGGACAUUUUAUAUCACCUCUGGAGCAUUUUGUCCCCGGCAUCUUGCCAACAGAGUCCAUCAAAGCCCGAUUCCAGUUUGUCGUACCCAAGAAAUGGAAGAGACACAGACCAGUUUGUAUUCAUUUGGCUGGAACUGGAGACCACUUUUUCUGGAGAAGACGAACCCUGAUGGCUAGACCGAUGGUCAAAGAAUCAGGGAUGGCGUCGCUUCUGUUGGAAAAUCCUUAUUACGGGUACAGGAAACCUAAAGACCAACUUCGCUCCAGUCUGAAGAAUGUAUCAGACCUGUUUGUUAUGGGUGGAGCCCUUAUCCUGGAGUCUGCAGCUCUGCUACACUGGCUGGAGCGAGAGGGUUUCUGGCCUCUGGGCAUGACUGGCAUUUCUAUGGGAGGACAUAUGGCAUCAUUAGCUGUAACUAACUGGCCCAAACCGAUUCCGCUGAUACCUUGUUUAUCCUGGACUACUGCCUCAAGUGUUUUUACCACAGGUGUUUUAAGUAGAGCUGUGAACUGGAGGGAACUUGAAAAGCAGUAUGCUGCACAUACUGUGUAUGAGGAGGAAAUCACCAAUAUGCUGGAGUAUUGUGGGACAGAUUCUUUCCGGAUGGGCCAGGAAUUUGUGAAAAACGCCCCAGGCAGCUUUGACAGACUCACAGACCUGGAUCUCACCCAUGACCUCCUUAACCUGCACUCAACAAAGAGGGACCAGAUGGGGCCAGGCUCGUCAGCCUCGUGUUCUCCGCCAGGGGGCGGAGGUCACUCCUCUGACUCUGCCCUGCUGUUGGUGCGGAGAGAGAGAGAUGGACUGGAUCAGAUGCUGUCUGCUGUGAGCAGUAGUGGGCCUCAUUUGGACAUGCUACAUGCAAAGAACAUCACCUGCGGGUCAGGCCAGCGACAGUCGCUGCAGCAAGAGUCUCUCUGCUUCAUGAAGGGAGUUAUGGACGAAUGCACACACAUCGCCAAUUUUUCAGUGCCUGUAGAUCCCAGUCUGAUCAUAAUAGUCCAGGCAAAAGAAGAUGCAUAUAUUCCUCGAACUGGAGUUCGCAGCUUGCAGGAGAUCUGGUCUGGCUGUGAGGUUCGCUACCUCAAGGGAGGCCACGUCAGCGCUUACCUCUUCAAGCAAGGACUGUUUCGGCAAGCAAUUUAUGACGCCUAUGACCGGUUUCUUCAGAAGUAUUCCAGCUUUUAGCCAUGGAAUUUUUGGUGCUCAAUAUGGACUAGAAUCGUGGCAUUUCGAAAGUAUGAUGUGGAGAACACAAUGUGAUGUCCUUGUACAGCAAAAUUGACAUUGACUGAAGUCAACUUACACUUUUGUGCAACCCAUACAAAACCCUGUCUUCCUGACCAUGCUGCCUUAUAUCACAUGUCAUGACUGAAACAUACUUAACAAGGAAGAGACAAAGAUGUGCCUCCGAACCCAUAAUUCACUCACUCAUCAAGGUGUCUUUAAACCUCUUAAAGGAGCAGGUCGUGGAGAAAUAUGUUUUGAAUUGUAGUGUAAAUGACUGAAGUGUGCCAUCAGAAUCUCUCCUUAAUAUGUUAUGGAUUACUUUAAACUUAAGGUUCAACUCAACAUAAAAAUGAUUAAAAGAUUAUUGUAUUUCCUCAAUGACAAUCACAAUAGAAUAGUAUUUUUUUUUUAGAGUGUUAUUUUUUUGUUUUGUUUUUAAGGAAAUUAAGAAAGUAAUUUUUCUUGUUUUGCUACAUUAUUAUUGUAGAUUUAUUACUACUAUAUAACUUCUAAAAUGUGUCUCUGAAAAAAAAAAAAAGUACAAGAAAGUAUUAAAAAAACAAAAAGAGGCUCUUUUAGAGAUAAUGAUAGCAAAUUAAAAUCCUUCCGAAAUGUAGACAUAUCUUUUGUGUGUUAGUGAAUGUAAUAUUUACAGUCACACUUUGACUCUUUGAGACUGAUGCGUUAGUUUGGUGAUGAUGUUAAGACUUAGACACGAACACAAUUUAAAAAAUAAAUUUUCUGUGAACUGGAUUUUGAACUUUGUGCUUCAUAUAUUUCAAUUGUUUAAUUACUAAUCUCUGCCAAAUUCUACAAUAAUAUACUGUGUGCAAUCCAUCCAUCCAUCGUCAACCGCUUAUCCUGUGUACAGGGUCGUGGGGGGCUGGAGCCUAUCCCAGCUAACAUUGGGCGAAAGGCGGGGGACACCCUGGACAGGUCGCCAGUCCAUCACAGGGCCACACAUAGACAGACAUACACUCACACUCACCUCCACAUCCACAUCCACAUCCACAUCCACACCUAUGGCAAUUUUUUUUUUGACACCAAUUAACCUAGCCUGCAUGUCUUUUGGAUGGUGGGAGGAAGCCGGAGUACCCGGAGAGAACCCACGCAGACACGGGGAGAACAUGCAAACUCCACACAGAAAGGCCGGGGCAACCAGGGUUUGAACCCACGACCUUCUUGCUGUGAGGCGACAGUGCUAACCGCUGCACCACCAUGCCGCCCCACUGUGUGCAAUAAUAGUGUUUAUUAUUGAAAAAUUGUCUGUAUUAUUACCUGUAAUGAUACUUUUAUCUGAUCCAUCAUGUGUUCAAUAUUCACUGUAUUCAUCAGAAUUAAUUUCUCUUUCUUCACUAUAAAA